AUGCGGCCUUGGCCUUGGGCUCUGCUGGUUGUGAUACUAGCUGCGCUUUCCGCAGAGGGAAUAAAUUCAUGCAGCUUACCAUCAUUGAGUGUCAUGGUUUCCAUCCGCGUGCUUCGUCAGAAGACGCAUACCAUCUUUAGUCACUUUCCUUCGUUAGCAACUCCGGGAAAGAAGCCUUAUCCAGCUGAGGAACGAAUGCGAAGUCUCUCCAGAAGACGCGGGCCCCGGAGAGGUCUGUUCUCCCCUCGCAAAAUGGCCAAGUACAGGUCCCGAUUAACGCCUCCGGACCACAACGCCGGGUUUUGA
Colletotrichum orchidophilum is the source of this 306-nucleotide messenger RNA. RefSeq lists its product as uncharacterized. The transcript has 2 exons. The coding region runs from base 1 to 306 and encodes 101 amino acids. The record is from RefSeq and is a predicted model, not a curated record. Lineage: Eukaryota; Fungi; Ascomycota; Sordariomycetes; Glomerellales; Glomerellaceae.